CAGACUCCAGGACGCGCACACAGACGCAUCUCACAGGACGGGCACGGGCAGGGGGGGACACAGCCCGAACCUGAACCAAACUCAGUUUAUGGACUCAGAGGAGCGACACGGACCCACACAUGUUGCACGUCCGUUCAUCUCUUGAAGGAAUUUGAGGCAUGGCUUCAUCCGUGAGCGGCGCAGAGGAGGUCCGCGUGUCCGCGCUCACGCCCCUCAAGUUGGUGGGACUGGUGUGCGUCCUCCUCGCGCUGUGUCUGGACGUCGGGGCCAUGGUGAGCCCCGCGUGGGUCACCGCGGACGACCAGUACCACCUGUCCCUGUGGGUGUCCUGCUGGAAGCCCGUCAGCUCCGUGGACUGGUCCUGCAGCAGCACGCUGACCACUGACUGGCAGAUCGCCACGCUGUCCCUGCUGAUGGGGGGAGCGGCCCUCAUCCUGCUCUCCUUCCUCGUGGCGCUGGUGUCCCUUUGCUUUGGCUCCAGGAGUCGCUGCUACAAACCCGUGGCUGUCAUGCUGUUCUCUGCAGUUGUCCUUCAGGUGUGCAGCUUGGUCCUGUUCCCCAUCAAGUUCAUAGAAACAAUCAGUCUGAGGGUGUACCACGAGUUCAACUGGGGCUACGGCCUGGCCUGGGGAUCCACCAUUUUCUCCUUCGGAGGCGCAGUCCUCUACUGCCUGAACCCCAAGAACUAUGAAGAUUAUUAUUAAAAAAAACAUGAGAUAUGAGAAGAAACACAGAACUCUCAGUUUUACUGUGUCUGCAAAGAGUGUAUCUGUUCCACAGUGCAUAAUCACACACUGGAAGCAAGAACAAAAUCUUAUUGUUUGGACUGAGUUCUUAUUUGAUGCUGUGCUCCUACAGUCUUGAAGACAAUGAGAUAUUGCACAGAUGCCAAAUAACUUUCUUUAGAUUUAGCAAAUAAAAAUGAAUGCAAAACCAGAUAAGGGGAAAAUAACAUUUAGAAAUAUCCCCGAUCGUAUAAUUAUGUGCAACCUUCAUAUAGAUUUGGGCAGUCUGUACAGAACAGAUGGCGUUCCAGACCCCAUACCUGCACAAAGCGGCAGACUAAUAAAGACCAGAAUGAUGUAAUCUCAAGCCCAUGAUGUCCUGCUCAAGUGAUAUCCUGAGGAUCACAAAGCAAGGAAGUUGGGGUUACAUUCAACAUUUCCCCAGAGAUACUGCACACCUGGACUUCAGCCAAACCUUUUUCCUCCAACAGAGAUCAAGAUUUGUAAAAGCUUGGCUAUGAAGCAACUUUGCCUCCUGUCUUAUUGAGUUUAUUAAAAGCCUCCCGAGACACGGAUAAGGGCUUUCUAAAAGGGGAAAUGAAAAACAUUUCACAAGCAUGAAAUGACAGAAAGGUUUGCACAAUCCAUCACAGCAGCAAUUAGUCAAAUAUAACUUCAGUAAGUUUGGUGUAUCACAAGUAACUAUGCACAAUUUGUAUUAUGAAACAUUCCAAGAGGAAGAGUAGCAAAUGGACAAAUGAUCACGAGUGUUCAGUAAAUAAUCAGGCCACUCAGCAUGUGCUCAGUCCUUCCCAUGUGAUGUCUCCUUAUCUCCCCCCUCUAGAAGAAAUAUGAACACUUGUGUAAACAGAGAGCACAAUUAAAAUCAGCGGAGUCACUAUAGUUGAGAAAAAGGCUGCACACUUAUAUUUAAGGAACUAGUUGAGCAUUAGUGAUAAAGAACUGUGGAAUGGACAUGCACGCAUCUGUUCUUGUAAUGACCAACUUGUUCACAAACUUCCUCUUACAGAAAUGCUUCGAGUGUGUACAUGCCACUACUGUUUGCUUGCUGAUUAACAAUAAACA
Messenger RNA from Nematolebias whitei (Rio pearlfish), 1811 nucleotides. It is a transcript of the gene tmem47, whose product is annotated as transmembrane protein 47. The coding region runs from base 159 to 704 and encodes 181 amino acids. NCBI's taxonomy places the organism in Eukaryota, Metazoa, Chordata, Actinopteri, Cyprinodontiformes, Rivulidae. Gene Ontology annotation, cellular component: cell-cell junction. Gene Ontology annotation, biological process: cell-cell adhesion. The record is from RefSeq and is a predicted model, not a curated record. The transcript has 3 exons.